UCUCCCUCACUCCGCUGUUGGACUCUUCUUGCUUCGGACUCUGACUGAAGGCAGAAAAUAUGAAAUAGGAUUUUAUACAACAAAGUUUUCCAGCUCGGCCAUCGGAGCGUCGAUGCGAAGCUUCUGCAGAAACUCGCCGGUUUUGUUUCCUCUUUUCUUGGGAAAAAAGGAAAUCUGGGAGUCGCGCCAUGGUCUGUGUGGAGGAUCUGCUCAAUCCAGGACCAUGACCUCCUCCAGCGGCAGAACCCGCUCUGCUCCUUCUCAAGGCGUCCAAAUGACAUGAAGGCUUGAAGGUUUGAGGAUACAGCACCCCCUGCUGGACUCCGGCUGCAGCUGCAGGCAAUGGCCGAGCCCAGUUACUCCGACCUGAUCGCCAAACAUUACAACUACACCGGCAAGUUCCGCAAGUCGACCCAGCAGGACUCGGGUCUGAAGGCAGACUCGGUGAUCUUCAUCAUCGUCUGCUGCUUCAUCAUCAUGGAGAACAUCCUGGUCCUGACCACCAUCUGGAGGACCAAGAAGUUCCACAAACCAAUGUACUACUUCAUCGGGAACCUGGCGUUGUCCGACCUGCUGGCCGGCGUCGUCUACACCGCCAACAUCCUGCUGUCCGGCGCCAACACCUACAAGCUGACCCCGACGCAGUGGUUCUUCAGGGAAGGCAGCAUGUUCGUGGCGCUGGCGGCCUCCGUCUUCAGCCUGUUGGCCAUCGCCAUCGAGCGCCACCUCACCAUGCUGAAGAUGAAGCUGCACAACAACGGGAACACGUUCCGGGUCUUCCUGCUGAUCAGCACCGUGUGGAUGAUCGCGGCGGUGCUGGGCGGACUGCCGGUGGUGGGCUGGAACUGCAUCCGGAGCCUGCCGCAGUGCUCCACCGUGCUGCCGUUAUACCAUAAGACCUACAUCCUGUUCUGCACCACCGUCUUCAGCAUCAUCCUCAUGGCCAUUGUGGUGCUCUACGCCCGGAUCUACGCUCUGGUGCGCACCCGCAGCCGCAAACUAGUCUUCCGCAAAGUCACCAACGGCCGAGGCAGCGGCAGCACCAACAACAAGAGCUCGGAGAAGUCGAUGGCGCUCCUGAAGACCGUCAUCAUCGUCCUGAGCUGCUUCAUCGCCUGCUGGGCGCCGCUGUUCGUCCUGCUGCUGCUGGACGUGGCGUGUGAGACCCUGACCUGCCCCAUCCUCUACAAGGCCGAGUGGUUCCUGGCGCUCGCCGUCCUGAACUCCGCCAUGAACCCGCUCAUCUACACGCUGACCAGCAACGAGAUGCGCCGGGCCUUCCUCAAGACGCUGCUCUGCUGCACCGCCUGGAUCCGGCCCAAACCCAAGUUCACGGGACCGAUCAUGGGCGCGGAGUUCAGCCGCAGCAAGUCCGAUAACUCCUCACAUCCCAACAAGGAGGAGGCGGAGUACUCACCCAAGGAGACGACGGUGGUGUCGUCCGGGAACCUCACCUCGUCGUCAUAAACACAGAGACGUGGACGGCUCAGACUCAUUGGAUCGGAACUCUUUGGACUAAUGGAGACUCUCCAAACUGAUGAAACCCGAUUAGUGGAAAUCCACUCUGCAUGUAGCUCUUAAUGUCCGUCCGGCGUAAUGUUGGACCCCAGUCCAAUGUGAACUGGUGUUGUGAAUGAAACAGAACAUUUUCCUGAAGAGAAGGCGACGGGAUACUGGGAGCACUGGGAGGGAAACGGGUUUUUUCUUUAACCAGACUUUAUUCUCACCCUUCUAGACCAACUAGAACUUGAGGCACUUAAAUACAUUACUGCCAAUUAUUUAAGAGAUUAGUUCCUAUAAAAUGUCUCUCCUCCACUGCACUUAAAGAAACACCAUAAUCUGGAGACCUGGGUGUGAAAUCCACCAUCAGGGCCAGGCUGAGAAAAAAAUCUAAUUAUGAGAAUAAAGUUUUACAACAGCAAGUAAAAAAAUGAGAAUAAAUGAAUAUCACUGAAAAAAAGUUCUACAGCAAGUCAAAAAUACUAAAAUAAUCUAAUUUCAAGAAAAAAGUUUGUACGACAUAAAGUCAUAUUAUGAGAUACAGUCAUAACAAUCCAAGAAAAAAAAAGUCAUAAUAAUACAUAAAAAGUUAUAUUACAAAUCUUACAAAAAUAAAGACACAAUAAUAUGAAAAUAAAUUCAUUAUAUUACAAGAAAAAGUCAGAAUAUUACCAGAAUAAAGUUUGACAAAAAAGUCACAUGAUCACUUCUGUAAGAAUCAGAAAAAAUCUGAAUAAAACGAGAAACAACAAAGAAAAAAGAUACAACAAAAAGUUUUAAGAAAAAAGUCAUAUGGCAAAAAUUCAUAUUAUGAGAAUAAAGUCGAAAGAAUACAGGAAAAAAGUCUUAAUAAUAUGGGAAUAAACUCAUUUUACCAGAAUUGUUACAAUAUUUGUAGACUAAAGUAGUAAUUUUAUAAACUUAAUCUUUUAAUACAUCAGUAUCAAAAUGUGCCAGUAGCAGAACUUUGAAGAGAUUAAAUAACUAAUUUGAAGAAACAAUCACAGAGCAAAAUUCAAUAUUUUUAUAGUAAUUUUUUUUCUGGUAUUUUUGUGUCUUUAUUCUGCUAAUAUUAUGACUUUAUUCUUGUAAUAAUAAUAGUAAUAAUGAAAAUGACUAAUCCUGGCCCCUCUGGCUGUUUCCUGUUUGCUUUUUAAUCUCAUAAAUAGAAGAAAUGAAUCCAAAUAUCAACUUUUUAGCCAUUUUACACCAUUCAAGAACUAACCAGUACAAAUAAAAAAAAACAACGUUUUUAUUUGUAAAAAAUAAAUAAAUAAAAAAAAUCUUAAAAUAUAAAUGAGAAAAAACAUUUGUUUUAAACUAAACAAUUACUAAGUUUUAAAAAAUAAUAAAAAUUGAGGUUUGAAUUGAUAAUUAUUUCUUAUUUGUCUGGGUACAUUUUAAUUUCACAAUAUUUUUGUAAGUUAUCAAAUUUUUUAUCUUUAAAAAUAAAAACACAUAGGGUGGAAAUUAUUAAUUGAUGUAUUUUCUUUUUUAAAUUAAAUUUAUAAAUUCAAGUUAACAUAUUACUUUAAUUAUUAUCACAUAAUUGGACAUUUUCACAGUUUUUUUGGUUAUUAUUUCACCCAGAAAGCAGUUCUGAUAAUUAUGGAAUUUAAUUGAACAUUUUUGGUGAUUAAUAUGAAGCUUUAUUUUUGUGUUAUUUGGCCCAGUUAUGUUUUCCAUUGGUAAUAAAAACCCAAACAAUAACUAGUAAUCAUAAUGUGUUUUAUUCUAGUAAAAUAAGCGGCUGAAGGAAAAAAAGCAGUUUUUUGUAGGUUUGAGUGGAAACAAUUUGUGCUUGUGAUUUCAUGUUACUGCAGGUAAUUUAGGACAUUUUAAGACUUUUUAAAAUAGAUUUUUAGCCUUUUUGGUUUGAAGAUUCAGAAAAUUACUUUUUUCUUUGCCGUUUCCGUUUAUUUAAAGCAGAAAUAAAGAGUUUUGUGGCAUUACAGAAUCAACAUGUGGAACUGAAAAAUCACAGAUAGAACAUGAUUUUAAAUAAUUGGCACAAAAUAUAUGUAACAGAAUUUUUUAAAUUUCAUUUUUGUUUUCUGGAUUCCCAGUUUAUUUACAGCAUGACGACCCAAAUUCACGGUUUCACCUGUUAUAUUCAUGUAAAAACUGUUUAGUUUUGUUUUUUGGUAAAAAUGGUAGAAUCUGUUUGACUGAAUGUGUUUUCUACGUUUGGUGUGUUUGUUGUGUUUGUUGUGUUGCUGGUGAACUUAGAUUAGUUUUUAUUAAUUUAUACGUGACACUAAAAUCUUAAAUAAAUUCUUAGCGUUCAUGUCACAGAUCCACAAAAUUUCCGUUAUGAGCAGAGAGAUCACCGAAACAAAGUGAGAACAAAAGGAGAAAAAACAAAAUGGAAAAACUUUUUGGCACAAACAGCCUCCCGUAGAGCUGCAGCGUUUUUCUGUCGAUAGUCCAGAUGUUCCUGCUCUGUUUGACUCCAGAUGUUUGAUUGAUUAUUAGAACUUAAUAAAAGAAGGAAUAAAAACACAGA
Molecule: messenger RNA, 4006 nt
Organism: Gambusia affinis (western mosquitofish)
Lineage: Eukaryota; Metazoa; Chordata; Actinopteri; Cyprinodontiformes; Poeciliidae
Gene: s1pr1
Product: sphingosine-1-phosphate receptor 1
Exons: 2
Coding region: 343-1467 (374 amino acids)
Biological process (GO): angiogenesis; sphingosine-1-phosphate receptor signaling pathway
Cellular component (GO): membrane
Molecular function (GO): sphingosine-1-phosphate receptor activity
Source: RefSeq, a predicted model, not a curated record